AUGAGAUUGCUCACUGAUUCUAUUUGCCGAGCUCUACACAAUCUUACAAAAUUGAAAGUAUUUAUAAUCUUAGCUUCUGCAUUUCUUUUCGAAACUGAAGUAAGAAAAGGUUAUGAAUUUUCAUUAAAGUAUUAUAUGUGUAAGAAAACAUUCGUCUAUUCUAACCAACGUUGUUAUUUCCGCAAACCAGGUAUGGGAGCUUCCUUAACAUCACCUUUACCCCAUCGACCGCCAACAAGUGUCUGCAAUCAUUUGUUUGUGGCAUCAGAUGCUCCACCAAUUUUUCGACAUCAUCCAUUGACAACGAUACAGGCCAAAAAGCAAUCGGUAUUUGCGGCAGGAUGGAAUUGGUCUAAAAAAGCUGCGCAACAGCUUCAAAUGCAAGCUCAAGCGCAAAAACAACGAAGUUCAACGGUAACAUCACGUUCCACCGAUUCUAUGCUACUAUUGGCUACAAAUCAAGCAGAAAAAUGCUCACGUGAGCUACCGUAUACUCAACUAUCCGUAACUUUAGAUAGUAAUCAAAAUUAUAAAAAGUAUGAACCAGCAGUAACAAAUCCGACGAAGAAUCGACGAAAUUCAUUAGUUAUCGUGGAUACGGCAACAGUUAUACCAAACUAUUACAGCAUCCGGAAAGAGAUAAAACGAGAAUUAAAACUUAGUAAACAGGAUUUUGUUAACAAUAAUUUAAUCAGUCCUAUUGGUCCGCAAGCAAAGACACCGUUGUCACCAACACAUCGUGCUCAGAAACAACCAUUUGGUAGUAGUUGUGCGGUAAACAAUGAUAAUACUGCUGUCGCAACGGGUAUUACUGAUUCAACAAAUGAUAAACAAACUUAUAAAUCCUGCAAGAAAAUUACCACCAAUUGUACCGCAAAAGCAUUGGUACCAAAUGAUAAUGUAAAGAGGAGAACAGUGAUUCAGGCAUCUACGUCAGAAUUACUUCGUGGCCUUGGACAAUAUUUAUCAAAGCAAUGCCAUAUUCGACAUUUUGAGCCUGCUCAACUUGUUAUGUGGCUUAGGACCGUUGAUAGGGCACUUCUGCUACAGGGUUGGCAAGAUGUAGCAUUUAUUAAUCCGGCAAAUUUAGUCUUUGUUUAUAUGUUGGUGAAAAGUAUGGUGAGUAAUAAUGAAACGAUAAAAACGGUGGAAGAAUUGCAAUCGGUUGUGCUCACCUGUCUUUAUAUAAGUUAUAGUUAUAUUGGAAAUGAAAUUUCCUAUCCAUUGAAACCGUUUCUUGUUGAUCAGGAUCGCGAUCGUUUCUGGGAUCGAUGUGUCCAAAUAGUAAAUGAACGAAGUGCUGAUAUGUUACGACUUAAUUCAUCAACAACUUAUUUUACUGAAGUAUUUGCUGAAUUAAAACAUUAUGCUUUAGAAUAA
Brugia malayi is the source of this 1380-nucleotide messenger RNA. RefSeq lists its product as uncharacterized. The record is from RefSeq and is a predicted model, not a curated record. Bases 1 to 1380 code for a protein of 459 amino acids. The transcript has 8 exons. Gene Ontology annotation, biological process: activation of protein kinase activity; positive regulation of cyclin-dependent protein serine/threonine kinase activity. Gene Ontology annotation, cellular component: protein kinase 5 complex; cytoplasm. Gene Ontology annotation, molecular function: cyclin-dependent protein serine/threonine kinase activator activity; protein kinase binding. NCBI's taxonomy places the organism in Eukaryota, Metazoa, Nematoda, Chromadorea, Rhabditida, Onchocercidae.